AUGGCUCGAGGCUACUUCGGUUCCAAACCAGCAGCCCCUCCGCUGCCCGUCCCUCGGCAAGGCCCAGUGAUCGAUGCCACGACCAUCAUCUCCCUCCUGGGAGUCCUCGCACUGCUGGGCGGUGCGUACGCAACGUCCGUGAAGCUGCUCCCGAAGGCCACGACGCUCAAGACGCGGAUCCUCUUCGUGUGGCACCUGUUCGACGCACUGAUCCAUCUGGUGUUCGAAGGGUCGUUCCUGUACAACUGCUUCUUCGUGUCGUACUCGCUGCCGACGUCCUUCUCCGUGACAUCGCGUCACCACCCGCACAUCCGCCUGCUCACGCCCCCGGACGUAUACUGGCUGGGAAGAGAGGACCAACUGUACGGAGCGAACUAUGGCACCGGGCCAUUCUCGCGGCUGUGGCAGGAGUAUGCGAAGGCGGAUCACAGAUGGGGCGGCGUGGACCUGACCGUCGUGACGCUCGAGGUUCUGACCGUGUGCAUCGGGGCUCCGUUGGCGUUGUGGAUCUGCGAGUUGCUGAGGAGGGAGGAGAGGAAGGGGGCGCUGAAGAGGUGGUUUUGGAUGAUCGUCCUGGCGACGGCGGAGCUGUAUGGAGGAUGGAUGACUUUCGGCCCUGAGUGGCUCACCGGCUCCCCCAACCUCGACACUUCGAAUUGGAUGUACCUAUGGCUCUACCUCGCAUUCUUCAACGGCCUGUGGGUCGUGUUCCCGCUCUGGAUCCUCUGGGAGGCGUACCGCGCCAUGGGCUCCGCCAUGUCGCAGGCCGAGAUGGUCGACCUCGUCAAUUAUCUUAAGAAGGACUCUUGAGUUAUUCCAACACCUCCUAUCUCAUUCGAAAGCUCGAUGUUUGUUGUGUUGGAGAAAGGUCGUGACGUGCGAGGGCUGUGGGGAAGUUGGGGAUAGUAGGUAGGUAUAUACGUGAUUUGGAAGAAAGAAAAUAUGGGUGGUUAGGGUAGGUGAAAAAACGGAGGAGUUGGAGGUGCAUAAAAUUGAUCGAUGGAUCUAGUGGUGAAUACUGUUAACAGGGAGCAUUGACUUCCCUUUUUUUUUUUUACCUCGUCUUUUGAUAGUGAUGAUCGUGAGGGCAG
Aaosphaeria arxii CBS 175.79 is the source of this 1091-nucleotide messenger RNA. RefSeq names its product Emopamil-binding protein. Gene Ontology annotation, biological process: sterol metabolic process. Gene Ontology annotation, cellular component: endoplasmic reticulum; membrane. NCBI's taxonomy places the organism in Eukaryota, Fungi, Ascomycota, Dothideomycetes, Pleosporales. Gene Ontology annotation, molecular function: cholestenol delta-isomerase activity. The record is from RefSeq and is a predicted model, not a curated record. Bases 1 to 810 code for a protein of 269 amino acids. The transcript has 3 exons.